AAUAUUUGCUGCCAUCUAUUCAAAGACUACAUAACUUGCUACUACGAAUAACUUCACUUACAUGUUUAACAUUUAGAUAAAAUACAUAAAUAGGUAUUUGAAUUUAAAUAAUCAAUUGUACAAAAAAUUGAUAAUUUAAAGUGAAAAAAAUAAAUAAAUAAUUUCUUUCUAAUCAAUGAUGAUACGUAAACAUAACCUUUAAAUUUAUUAUAUAUGCUUUAAAUUCAUUGAGUAAAGGGUCGAUAAUAUGGCUAUUUUUCAGACAUUUGGAAAAUAUGUAAAGUAUUACAAACCAUUUAAUACAAGAAUGUUACUAAAUUAUCGAAACCGUUUUUUGUUUUAUUCGUCGUAUAAUUUUUCAACCUUGAAUGACAAAAAGUCACAAAGCCUUUAUCACUAUUUAUACUCGAAAAUUUUAGCCUGUGGACCUAUUACAAUUCAUGAUUACAUGAAAGAAAUUUUAACUCAUCCAACUGUAGGAUACUAUAUGAAUAAAGAUGUUUUUGGAAAACAGGGCGAUUUUAUAACAUCACCAGAAAUUACACAAUUAUUUGGAGAAAUGAUAGCCAUUUGGAUGAAAUAUGAAUCGCACAAGAUUUCUAAGGGUCCUUUUCAAAUAGUUGAAUUAGGUCCAGGUAGAGGAACUUUAAUUAAAGAUAUAUUAAGGGUGUAUAAACAAUUUAAAUCUCUAGAUAAUAUAUCAGUACAUUUAGUUGAAGUUAGUCCUACUUUGUCUUUGAUUCAGGCAAAGAAUUUAUGUAAAACGAUUACAGAAUAUGAUACAAAAAUUAAUGAAUCUAAAAGUAACCCUAUCAAUUACUAUAGAGAAGGUAUUACAGAAGAUGAAAUAAAAGUAUAUUGGUACGAUUCCAUUAAGGAUGUGCCUAAAAAUUUUAGUAUAUUUUUAGCACAUGAAUUUUUUGAUGCAUUACCAAUUCAUAAAUUUCAGAAAACUGAUAGAGGCUGGUGUGAAGUUUUAGUAGACAUAAUUCAAGGAAGUAAUGAAGAGAAAUUUUGUUAUGUGUUAUCAAAUGCUCCAACACCUGCUACCUUUUAUAUAUCAAAUGAUGAAAAAAGAGAACAUGUUGAAAUUAGUCCAGAAAGUUUAAUAAUAGUGGAUUACAUAGCAAACUUUUUAUGGGAAUGUGGUGGAUUUGCUUUAAUUUGUGAUUAUGGCCAUAAUGGUGAUAAAACUGAUACUUUUCGUGGAUUUUCUCAACAUAAAAUACAUGAUCCACUAUUACACCCAGGAGCUGCAGAUUUAACAGCAGAUGUUGAUUUUGCAGCUAUUAAAAAAAUUGCAGAGAAAGAUGAUAGGUUAAUAACUUUUGGACCAGUAACUCAAUCAAGCUUUCUACAAAACCUUGGAAUUGAUUUAAGAUUGCAAAUGCUCUUACAAAAUGCUUCAGAAGAAAGAAAGAAAUCAUUACGAACAGGAUAUCAUAUGAUAAUGGAUGAAGAUAAAAUGGGAACACGUUUUAAAGUUUUAUCACUAUUUCCGUCUAUUUUAAAAGAAUAUUUCGAAAAAGUACCAGUAACAGGUUUUUAUUAAACAUGAAGAUUGCAAUAAACUUUAUUCAUCUAUACUAAAAUUUUUGUAAAAAAAAUUAUGU
This is a messenger RNA of Bombus impatiens (common eastern bumble bee), 1613 nucleotides long. Its product is annotated as protein arginine methyltransferase NDUFAF7, mitochondrial. The coding region runs from base 248 to 1552 and encodes 434 amino acids. The record is from RefSeq and is a predicted model, not a curated record. Gene Ontology annotation, cellular component: mitochondrion. NCBI's taxonomy places the organism in Eukaryota, Metazoa, Arthropoda, Insecta, Hymenoptera, Apidae. The transcript is spliced from 5 exons. Gene Ontology annotation, molecular function: protein-arginine omega-N symmetric methyltransferase activity. Gene Ontology annotation, biological process: mitochondrial respiratory chain complex I assembly.